Molecule: messenger RNA, 783 nt
Organism: Episyrphus balteatus (marmalade hoverfly)
Lineage: Eukaryota; Metazoa; Arthropoda; Insecta; Diptera; Syrphidae
Product: kelch-like protein 9
Exons: 1
Coding region: 1-783 (260 amino acids)
Molecular function (GO): protein binding
Source: RefSeq, a predicted model, not a curated record
AUGAGUUCGAAAUUCUGGACGAGCACAAAACACAAACGUCUGCCUAUUAAAUACCAAAAUCUAAAUAAUUCGAUAGUGAUUGGUACUAGAUUGUAUGUUAUUGGAGGAUGUGAAACAACAACAACAAACAAUGUUGGAUGCUUAGAUCUGGUCGGAUUCAAUUGGUUGGGUAUGCCUUCAAUGCGUAAAACUCAAGGUUGCAGGAAUCAAAUGACAAAUCUAAAUGGCAAUUUGUGUGUCUUUGGUGGUUUGUGUGAUUGUAGCAUUGAAGACUCGUUGGAGAUAUUCGAUUUUUCAACAUGUGAAUGGUAUAACAUAGAACUGCUUUAUACUCCAAGUAAGGAUUCAAGGAUAAUAGGUCACAAUGGAAUAUUAUAUCUUUUUGAUUUCGUAAAUGGACUUUUACAAUGCUAUGAUUCUGAUUCGAAUGAAUGGAGUUGUAAGGUUAUAGAACAAAUACAACUUAAGAACUUCAGUUUAGCUGGUAUUGGUGAAUUUUUAUAUAUUAUCGGAGGCGAAAGAGAUUAUGACCCUGUCAAUAAUGUUAUGCGAUAUGAUAUAUCUAAAAAUAGAAUGUCUGAAGUGAGAUCACUGACAAAUGCUCGAUCAGCAGUUAAUAGUGUUAUUUUUCGAAAUAAAAUUGUAAUUUUUGGAGGAUUUCCAUGUUGGAAGUUAAUUGAAGAAUAUAAUCCUGAUAUAGAUUCAUGGAAAGAAUUAAAUCCCAUAUCAAUGAAUGGAAAUUCUGAUUCGAUUCUUUGUACUCUUCCGUCUUUUAUUAAAUAA